AUGACUUUUGUCCACGAUCCGGAGGUCCAGCUCCCGCAAUUGUUCCCAGAUGAAGACUCCUUCGGCAACAUCGCGGCUGUGCUCGAACAUAUCAAAAAAAGCAAGAUUGCGCUGGCCAAUCGCAUUCAACGUUGUUUGGCACAAUACCAACCAAAAGUAGACGUAGAACAGGAUCUUUCGCGGCUAGCGACGGCCCAUGGACAGUUAGUGGUGCGUGCUGAUGAAACGCAGCAGCAAAUCACACAUGUGACGCUGCGGAUCCAGAAAUUGGACAGGGUGAAGCAAAACUUGGUCUUAUCCAUGAAAGUCCUCAAAAGGCUCCAGAUGCUCGUCACCGCGUACAAUUCGCUCAACGAGGUGGUGCACACGCAUGACUAUGAGCAGAUCUACCAGUAUCUUGGCGCUGUUCAUGAGCUCAUGAAGUAUUUCAAGUCGUAUAAGUCCAUCGAUGAAAUCGCGACAUUGCACCAGAAAAUCCACCAGACACAGAACAAAUUGGUAGACGACGUGUUCAUAGACUUUGAGGAUUCCUUCACCAAUAACUUUACGAACUCCAAGCUCCGAUAUGGAUGCGAGGUGCUUGAGUUGGUGGACGCCAAAUACAAAGACAAGCUUCUUACAUGGUUCUACAAUCUCCAGCUCAAGGAGAUCCUGUCGAUCUUCUCUGCGUCUGGGGAGGCUGGAAGCUUGGAGAAUUUGGCCCGUAGGUAUAUAUUUUUCACCAAUAUUCUCUCCAACAUUCGCUCAAACUACUUGCUGAUCUUCCCUGAGAGGUGGGGCGUGGACUUGGAGCUUGCCAAGCUCUUUUGCGUGAAGACGGGGCAAGAUAUCUCGUCCCUUUUGAGCGUCAAAAAUACUAGUUCUUGCGCAAUUUUACUCGAUGCGUUGACUAGAACACUAGCCUUUGAAAAGCAACUCAACGAGACAUUCGGCACAGACCUGUUUACGAAAAUCAUCCUGCGACUGUUCGAGCCUUUCUUGCAGGUCUGGGUCGACGAGCAGGACUCACUCAUCAAGGCCAAGUUCACAGAGUUUUACAGUCAACCAAAGAUCCCGAGCGAAAUCCAAGGCCCAUCCACGAUCAAUGAAUUGCUCGAUGUUCUCCGAGUGAACGCCGUUCCUAAUUUUGCACCUUCUUCUGUGGAAUUGUUCAAAUUAUUCCAGAAAUCGUUGCAGCAAACUGUGUCCGUAUCGACAGGAAAGACUUUGUUCGACUUGCAUUUCGUUGUCAAGAAAUACCUCUCGGAAUUUUUGGGAAACAUAUUGGUCCCUGUCCUCCAGUCAGCCUUGGAUCAUCCAAAAGGCGUUGAGCCAAUCAAGUAUCUUACUAUGCUCUUCAAUACCGCUGACUAUAUGAUAAAGAACACGGACGAUUUCCAGGAGAAGAUGGUCAAGACGAUCGAAGAGCCUUACAAGGACCGCAUAAGCUUUGAUUCCGAAAAAGAUCUAUUUUAUGACUUGAUCAAUAAGUCCAUUCGUUCAUUAGUGCAGAAGGUAUGCGCCGAUCUCGAUUUCCUGUGGAAGCAAUUCGAAAAUAACGGGUGGGACUCAAUCGAAGCAGUGUCCGAUACCUCUUCCUACAUGGAUGACUUUAUUAAAACGUUGAGGGAGGGCCACAAGGUCAUUUGUCCUCUUAUCAUUCGUGAGAGUUACGUCAGAAACUACGCAGACAAACUCAUAGAGAUGAUCGUGUCCGGCUUCAUGGGCAGAAUCGCGGGUCUCAAGGCCUUGAGCAUUAUUGCGAUUGAGCAGAUCCUCUUUGAUGUUUCUGCGCUCAAAAAGUUCAUGACAACGAUUCCCCUGUACUCGGAUCCCAACUUUGACGAUUCGAAGCCGUUGGAAACGAGUGUUUCGCAGAAGGUGUACGUCAGACAUCUCAAUGCUCAGUUCACGAAGCUCGAGACGCUCUUAAAUUUGUUGUUGACUCCGAUUUUACCGGUGGACAACGUGGUCGAACGGUACAUGGUUCUUGUCGGAGACAAAUCUGUGAACAACUUCAAGAAAUUCCUCAUACUCAAGAACAUCCAGGCAUCGGAGAUGCCAAAGUACGUCGAGAACUUCAAGUUGCAAAUUACUCUUCCCAACUCCCUCACAGACGAGAGCUCAAUCAUGACGGACCUCAUCGUUCAGACCGCCGACGGUUCCAUGAUGCACCCCUCCUCCCAGCCCAAACCUGACGUCAGUCACUUGAGGGAACUUGCCAGUAGCCGCUCGCCCGAGCCCAAUCUCCCAGAUUUUUUGAAGACAAACACCGCCAAACUCCAGUCCAUCAACUUCAACAAUGCGCUCCGGGAGUUCUCCAUCAACGGUGAAAAUCACGUCAACAAAUUGAACGAGAACUUCAAGAAUUUUGGCAAGUUUUUCCGAAAGGACGAUUGA
This is a messenger RNA of Australozyma saopauloensis, 2379 nucleotides long. RefSeq names its product Vps53p (gene VPS53). The record is from RefSeq and is a predicted model, not a curated record. Gene Ontology annotation, biological process: retrograde transport, endosome to Golgi. Gene Ontology annotation, cellular component: GARP complex. Bases 1 to 2379 code for a protein of 792 amino acids. The transcript has a single exon. NCBI's taxonomy places the organism in Eukaryota, Fungi, Ascomycota, Pichiomycetes, Serinales, Metschnikowiaceae.